Messenger RNA from Aspergillus aculeatus ATCC 16872, 2183 nucleotides. Its product is annotated as putative endosomal sorting complex protein TSG101. Gene Ontology annotation, molecular function: ubiquitin binding. Bases 131 to 1936 code for a protein of 601 amino acids. The transcript has 4 exons. Gene Ontology annotation, biological process: protein transport; endosome to lysosome transport; protein modification process. NCBI's taxonomy places the organism in Eukaryota, Fungi, Ascomycota, Eurotiomycetes, Eurotiales, Aspergillaceae. The record is from RefSeq and is a predicted model, not a curated record. Gene Ontology annotation, cellular component: ESCRT I complex.
CUCGGGAGGUGGAGCGGAAGCUGAGUGAUGCUCGGCCGCCGCUGACCUCAACUCCUCCGCCUGCCUCCAACUCCAACUCAUUCCCCCCCGCCAUGCGAUUCCCACUCCCUCCCAUCCCAGCUCCCUCGCCAUGGCUGCAGUGCCGCAGAGGACACUCAACUGGCUCUACGGCGUCUUAACGCGGGACCACUACGAUCCCAGACUAACCUACCAAGACCCCAACCGGACGUACCAUGAUGUCGCGAACGCGCUCGCCCAGUAUCCGUCCAUCGCUCCACGAACUGAAGUCUAUACCUACGAAACCGGCUUCUCGGCCCUGCUUCUCCAACUGUCAGGCACGCUCCCGGUGUCGUUUCGCGGCACCGUCUACAGAUUUCCUGUGACAUUGUGGAUACCAAAUACUUAUCCUCGAGAACCCCCAAUGGUCUACGUUACACCAACCCAAGAUAUGGCAGUGCGUGUAGGUCAGCACGUAACGCUGGAGGGGAGGGUUUACCAUCACUACCUCGCACACUGGGCUGAAGCAUGGGAGAGAUCAUCUCUGGUUGACUUCUUGUUAAUUUUGCGAGAGGUUUUCGCAAAGGAGCCGCCAGUGAGAUACAAGCAUCAGUCACAUGUACAGCAGCGACCACCGCUGUCACCGCAAGUGCAGGCACCUCCUCCUUUGCCUCCACUACCCCCCGAGCUCGAAUCAUCUCCUAGGCGCUCCGUAGUGACUCAAGUCCCAUCCGUUGCGUCUACGCAGCGCCCUGCUCAAGUGCCUCCGCCUCCUCCGCCUCCUCCGCCUCCUCCGAAGCCUGGCCAGACCACGGGUCCAGAAUCCCAGUCAGAGCGGUCCUCACCCGCAGGACGAUACAAUUCUCCCCCUCCGCUUCCCCCGUUACCACCCAAAGAACAAGACCUUCGAAGAUUGUCUUUCCAGCAGCAAUCAAGCAUCAACAUCCCUGGAGCCCGGCCGUCGCAGUACCCUCCGGAACAGAGCAGCAUCCCUCUGCAGCCGACUACAAGUCAGUACCAGCACCCGCAGCAUGCCCCUCCGCCAGCAACAGAAUAUCCCCAGGGACAAGCAUACGCUCAGCCUUUGAGCAAUGCACCCACCGCACCACCACAGGAAUUUGGGCGCCUGUCUCAUCAGCCCGUCCCAGCCCAGAUGCCCUCACGACAGACACCUCUGCCACAUACUGCAUACUCUCAGAGGCCGCCCCAUCAGGGCCCCGCUCAGCCCUUACCCCAGCAUCAACAUCAACCAGCUCUACCGGCACAGCAGCAGCAACGUCCCAAAUCUGAAACGCCCGACCUUCUUACCUCACCUUUCGAGCUCGAGCUCCCCUCAUUCACACCUACCGGCGCCGCACCCCCCAUUCCUCCCAAUCCAGAAAAGGACGCUCUGCUCCAUGCUGUCUCCAAGACUCUCUCUGAAACCCUGCAGACCAACAUUGCACAAUCUGGAUCGGCAGCGCAUUCUCUUCUCUCUCAGUCUCACUCUCUUCACGCUGCCAUUGCAACGCUUCAGGGGGAAAUCUCUUCUUUGACUACCCUCAAUGCGACGUUACAGUCGAAUACUUCCAUCCUCCAGCAUACUCUCCACCGCGCCGAUGGAGUCAUUGGCGACGCGCAGACGCGUAUCUCCUCACUAUCGGGAGCGCCCUCGUCCAGCACCAGCGAUGCUACCACGGCAGCGUCUGGUUUGCCCCCCAUUGAUGAGGUUCUCGUGGCUCCGACCGUCGUCGGGAAACAGCUCUACGAUCUCGUGGCAGAAGAACGCGGCAUCCAGCAAGCUAUCUAUGCUCUUCAAGCAGCGUUGGUCAAGGGAGUUAUCGGGAUGGAGACCUGGUCGCGGCACACACGUGGACUUGCGCGCGAAGCCUUCUUGAAAAGGGCACUGAUUCAAAAGAUCGGGAAGGGGAUGGGGCUGGAACUUGAAGAGGUUUCCUAAUAAGUGUGGCUUUCAAUGUCUGGUCGAGCCUUUCUGCUGGGCAAUCAAACAUGAAAUGUGCGUAGGAGUGAGAUGUAAAUAGACGAACGAUCGAUAGUCUAUUCGGCUGCGAUUGUAUAUAUAGCAUGAAUAUCAAGUGGUGAGGAUGCGACCAAUACAUCCUAGGAUUUAAGAUAUCCGCUGGGCGAUUGAACAAGCCACCUCAGGUCCCAAGGAGAUCGAGACUUCAUGCCAAUUUUCGACCAGC